AUGAAUAAUCAAUAUCAUAAUAGUAGUAGUAUAUGUGGUAGUGAUAGAGGUGUAGAUAGUGGAACAGGAAUCAAUAUAAUCUCUGAUACAAAUUUACCUAAAUCAUCAUAUGAAAAACGUGUUACCAAUAAUAUUGUUCAUGAAAAUCUAGAUGAAUUACAACAUAUAGUUGAAUUUUCACCUAGAGACAACACUACACAUUGA
Messenger RNA from Schistosoma spindalis, 204 nucleotides. The record is from the annotation of a GenBank genome assembly. NCBI's taxonomy places the organism in Eukaryota, Metazoa, Platyhelminthes, Trematoda, Strigeidida, Schistosomatidae.